AUCAUUCGAUUAGACUUUGAAAAGAAUGAAGUCCAUUGUGUUGGCUGUGUUGGUGUUAGCUAUAUCUAGCUUUAGCUUCGCUGAAGACGAUGGCCAGUACCGCCCAGAGCUAUAUGGUGGAGACGAUGGAAAAUAUCGACCCAGCAAGGAGGGAUUCUACUACGACCCUUAUCACGGAUCGUACAAAAUUUAUACUGCUUUAGAUAACAAGUAUAAGAGCCUGCUUGCUAAAAAUGGAAAAUAUGAUUCUUUUUACACUGCAUAUCAACCAGUUUACGUGAAGGAAUAUGAUCCAUAUCAGCAGUUCUUGACUCCUUUCGUAAAAUAUGGUGAUCAAAACAGCUUGGAUCCAUAUAUUACGUCACCUGUAACUGUGACUUACCGUCCUCCUGUAGUACCUGUUGUACCAUCAGUGCAUCCAUUUGUAUACUCAUCAACACCUCAACCUGUUGUGUAUGCGUCUACACCUAAACCUGUCUUUGCUUCAUCUGUUGAGCCUAUCGCAUAUGCAUCAGCACCUAAAGCAGUAUUUGCGUCGUCUGUUAAACCUAUCGUGUAUUCAUCAACAGCGAAACCAGUGAUUCAUUCAGCCACUGCGAAAUCAAUUUAUACUUAUCCAGUAUAUGCUAAAACCUUUAAAGAUUAUGAGGCAAAUGCUAGAAUAAUUAAACAGGAUAACGAUAUUGAUCAAAAUGGGUAUCAUUACGCUUACGAAACGGAAAAUGGAAUUAACGCCGAAGAAGCUGGUGCUGUUGGCAGUGGUGGUACUAAGGCUAGAGGCUUCUACGAAUAUAUCGGCGAUAAUGGUCUUAAGUACAGAGUCGAUUAUACUGCUGAUGAAAACGGCUUUAGACCUAAUGGAGCUCAUUUGCCACAGUGAGAAGAUGAUUCCUAUUCCUUUUCCGAAGAUGGAUUGUUAACGAAAUAUUGUAAUGUUUAAAAUAUAAAACGAAGGCUAUUGAGUAUUAUCGAAAUAAAAGACUAGAAUUAAC
Diatraea saccharalis (sugarcane borer) is the source of this 992-nucleotide messenger RNA. NCBI's taxonomy places the organism in Eukaryota, Metazoa, Arthropoda, Insecta, Lepidoptera, Crambidae. The record is from the annotation of a GenBank genome assembly.